AUGUCCGUCCUGCGACAGGGAGGCUCGUUCCUCCAAAGACGCCUCACCAAGAUGUACACCGACACGAAAACAUCUUGUGAGAGUGUCGCGACGGCUCCAAAGGCAAGCGAUGAUCCCGAACUAGUCGCAUUGCACCGCCAGUACCGCACGCAAAAGGACAGGCUUCUGGCCUGGGGCCUCGACUGGAGCGAUUCCAAUGCCGCCCAACCGAACGAUAUCGACGAGUCGCUUACGGAAGCCGGAUUCAGUGAUGUGGUUGCCAGUGUGAUGUCGUCCAUACAAGAGAUUCUCAAUGAGGCGGAACGGUUACAACAUGGCGAUGCGCUGGCGGCCUUGCAGCGGAAAGGUGGCAGUGGUACGGACCUACCCGCCAAAGAAGAUCUUGCUUUCAAGGCGCAUUGGACAGAAGAUGACAUCAAACGCUCGUAUACGUUGCUGAACGACCUCACAUCUUGCAUCGACACCCUUUAUGACCUAUCCCAGUCGCGCCGAAACAUGUCGAUGAGUAUGGCCAUGGCCGAUCAGCCUAGCAAGGUCAAGGGUCGUUCACAGACGACACUACCGAAGGGAUCAAAAAUAUCAAGCGAUACGCUGCGUUCAAUGUCUGUCGAUUCAAAAUUACUAUCAUCCACAAGAGAUUUUGUUGAAAGCCCAGUUGGGACGAAGGAAAAGGCUACUAGGACGACCACCACUACUACAACUAGCCCGAUACAAGAGCAGAUGGCAGUAUCGAACUACCCCGGUUUUGGCUCUCACCCACCGGCUGUUCACGAAUCGAGUCGAAUAAGCCAGUUGCUAUCGGAUUCCCUUACUUCCACAAAACACCUCCUCAUCGAUCGGUCGGCCCUGCAGCUCUCCGGCGCUUCUCAUGAUCAAAGCCCGCCACCAUACGAGCAAGUUGCCGCGUCUGCAAACUCUCGAAUUAUCGGUCGUAUUCAAACAUCUGCCACGCCAUUCCUGACUAGCCUGACCAAAGAAUCCACCAUACCAAUUCUAGUCGAGUUCACGCCCAUGAUGCUAGAAUCACAGAAUUCGGUUACAAUACCCGCUGCACAUCGAAUGGACAAGCAGCACCGUGCUUUGGAUAGAUUAGUGGAGAACUCACGAGUGUCACAUCUCGGCCUAUUACGAUUCCUGGGUUAUUAUCUGGAUAUGGCCAAUUCUCGAUACGCAUUUGUCUACCAAAUGCCAGUUGAUUAUUUCCCGUUCUUGAGCAAUCCAAGCAAUCUGCUGAAAGAGCUCAAGCCAAAGACCCUAGUUUCACUCUUUCAUUCUGGGGAUGAACACCAGGAUAUUCCAGUACCGACAUUGGAAAGCCGAUUCCGUCUAGCUUACAAUCUCCUUCUGGCCGUUCUUCACUUGAGAAGUCAAAACUUCGUUCACGGAAACAUCAAUAGCAACAACAUACUUGUUUUCCCCGGUCUGAAAACUUCAAGUCAAGAUGAAAUCGGUGGCCUGAUUGAAGAUCUCCGGCGUCCAUACCUCACAUCACUUGCUCAGUUUUCCGGUAACGAUCCAACCCCGGAACCGCUUUCGUCCAGCAUGUACCGCCAUCCUGACGACAAGCGUGUCCUGGAUGAUGAAGCUGCAUGGGCCUAUGAUCUUUACUCUCUCGGCCUGGUCCUUUUGGAAAUUGGCCUGUGGGCGCCUAUCAGCCGUCUCUGGAAGAUGAAGUACAACAAUGCGAUGUUCAAACAACGAAUCGAGAAUGUUUAUAUCAAGAAACUCUCAUCAAAGUGUGGAAGUGCCUACCUUCAUGUGGUUCAACUCUGUCUCGACGCCCCGAAUUUCUUGUUAUCGACAGAGCCCAUGGCCGACCUCGGCUUGAGGGUGCCCAAUGUAUUUGCUUACCCGACCUUGGAAUUUGCAGAACCAGACAGCCAAUUCGCUUUCUCCGCCAAUUUCCUUUACACAAUGAGCAAAAUCGUAUAUCGGUGUUGUGCAAUCGACAUAUUCUCUCCUCCCCCGACGGCUGAUCUGGACGAUUGUCUACCUUUGGCUCUCGGCCGGGACUUCGAAUCAGAGCCCUUGCCAAUGCAUGGGUCACUAUACGAAACCGAGUCUGCCGUGAAACGAAGUGUGGAGAUUCAGGAAAUGCAACAUGUUCCAACUGACAGCAAAAUAGCCCACAAUUUGAGCGACUCUGUGGAGAAAAAGGUGAAAAAGCGGACACUGAAAAAGUUGACAAAUGUGGACAUUCCACAGGAGCAUCUCAAUCACUGGAACUUCUACGCUAUGCCACAACUGAGCAAGAUUCUGCACAAGAUCCUCAAGGAUUCGUCAGAGUCGUGUACUGCUUCUUUGAUGAUGACUGGUGAAAACCCGGAAAACGCCAAGACAACCAUCUGUGUAACCUGUUCAAACGUCAAGAAGGUUAGGGCAAUCUUGAAAAAGUAUUUCGAAAUCGAGCAAGGUUGGGAACUGAUUGUGCUUCGCGGCGAUGUCACGAGGUCAAAAGUCCCCAAGCGGCGACGACGCAAGCCGCACUGUUCAUCCCCAGUAAACUCAAUUGAACCUGCUUUUGCGCAAUCGGACUUGAACCCACACUACCAGCAGAAGCCGCUAUGUGGGGCAUCUAUUGGUGCAUUCAUCAAUGAAGAGCAUUUACCACCUGUUUCAUACGGAGGCGCCAUCUUGGUUGACGGCAUGCCUUUUGGAAUGACUGUUCACCACAUGCUCGAGGCUCCAAGCGACGAUGAAGACGAUGGUGACGACGACGACUUUUCCGAAGACCUGCCACGUUCAUCUGCGAACUGGAACUCGGGCAUGGCCAUGACAAACGAAGAGUUUGCAUAUACUUGGUGUGAUGACGAGCCCGAGACUCAUUUCGAAACUCAUUUUGAAAUUGAAAUCUCCGACGAUGAGGAUGAUGAGGAUGAUUCUUCGGAAGAUUACUACCUGUCAGAUGACGAUUCGUCGGACGAAGAGUAUGAUUACGACGAUGUCGCGUCGAUUGGCGACACUGCAGGUGUAGACCCAGAAGAUGAGCCGCGGUUAGUAGUCACUCAGCCUGCUAUCGACGACGUGCACGAAGAUUUCUUCCCCACGCUUGAGGAUAGGGACGAUGAGCAUCUCGCCUCCCACAGCCUCGGAUACGUCCACGCCUCAUCAGGACUACGUCGUUGGACGCGGCGAGGUAUCAAACAUGAGAUCGAUUGGGCACUGAUAUCGCUUCAUGAUGUCCGUAUGGAUGCACGAAACUUCAUUGUUGGAGGUGCAGCCCACAACAGCAACGCCAACAACCCAGGCCAAGAGAGAUUGCACGAAGCUCCAGUCCACCUUAACAAAGUCGCGAGACUCGAGGAAUUGAGCGGUCUCAACGUCCAAUGCUGCGGUCGAACAAGCGGCUAUCAGCGAGGAUCCAUCUCGCCAGCAUUGAGUCUUGUCAAAUUACAUGGACGGCAAAGUUUUUCGUCGAGUUUUGCCGUCAAUGGAAGUUUUGGAGUUCCUGGCGAUUCAGGCGCAUGGGUAUUCGAAAAAUCCACAGGACGAGUCUGCGGACACGUGCUCGCAUGGUCCGAACGAAGCCGUACAGCAUACAUUGCCCCCAUGCAGGUUCUCCUCGAAGACAUCUCUCGCACACUGGGUGCCUGCGCAGUCACACUCCCCGGCUGCCAAGACGACAACAUCUCCUCAGCCGCCGUGCCGCAAACAGUACGCGCCUACGACCAGAGACAGCAGCAACAACAACAACACCCGCUGCGCCACGGUUUUUCGCUCAUGUCUGAGCAUAUCCCCGUCGACUUGAGUCGGCUCAGCUUAACCAAUCUUGAAGAUCCGCCCGCCGCUAUGCCAAAUCGAAUGAUGAGAGGCAGUGGUGGUGCUAGCACUCGCGCUGGUGGCCGUGGUGUUGGUGUUGGUGUUGGUCGAGGUCUUCGAAAUGUCUCGACUUCGUCGUAUCGCGCUGGUCCCCAUCCGUUUAUGACGCAUACGGGCGGUAUGGAAAGACAAUUUGCUUGA
This is a messenger RNA of Talaromyces rugulosus, 3960 nucleotides long. RefSeq lists its product as uncharacterized. The transcript has 2 exons. The record is from RefSeq and is a predicted model, not a curated record. NCBI's taxonomy places the organism in Eukaryota, Fungi, Ascomycota, Eurotiomycetes, Eurotiales, Trichocomaceae. Bases 1 to 3960 code for a protein of 1319 amino acids.